This is a messenger RNA of Lasiosphaeria miniovina, 1008 nucleotides long. RefSeq names its product Tctex-1. Gene Ontology annotation, molecular function: dynein intermediate chain binding. Lineage: Eukaryota; Fungi; Ascomycota; Sordariomycetes; Sordariales; Lasiosphaeriaceae. The record is from RefSeq and is a predicted model, not a curated record. Gene Ontology annotation, biological process: microtubule-based movement. Gene Ontology annotation, cellular component: cytoplasmic dynein complex; cytoplasm. Bases 130 to 588 code for a protein of 152 amino acids. The transcript has 4 exons.
GGCGCGCCAAAGUCAACAAGACCGCGCCAAAGCUGCGGCUCUUUCAAAGCCCACUUCUAUGCAAACAAACACAACCACAGAUCUGGACACACGAGCAGCACAACACGACAACAAUCGCAAUCAAUCACCAUGGCUACCCAAACCAAUUCGCCAAUUCCUUUGAAGCGUCUCGAGCAGAUUGCGACAGAUGCUUGCAACAGCGCUCUGGCCAACGCCGAGUACUACGAACACCCCAAGACGGCAGAAUGGAAUGAGACCAUCAUUCAAAAAAUGCUCAAGGCGGUGUUGUCCGAAGCCACACCACAAGGAGCCUCUGCAUCGACCUACAAGUUCGCCAUCAACAGCACCAUCGUGCAGCAUGUGGUCCCAACAGCACAGCUGAACAAGUCUACGGGCACAAGUAUGUCGACCGACGACGAGGAAGCGAAGGCUGCGUCGGCAAAGAAGGGCGCGGCGGGCCGGCGCGGUAUGCAUAGCGCGACGGGCGGAUACUGGAACGAGAAGACGGAUGGCAUGUGGAGCUUCAAGUUUGACGGCGAGGCAAAGGGUCUCGAUGUUGUCAUAAUGCUCAUCUGGAUCGCCGUCUAGAGAGAUGUGAUUCUUUCUGGCAUUGUUUAUUAUCUGCGGCAGGGUCUACUGAUGGUAUUGACAGUGCUGCUUCAUACGUAUCUAACGCUUUUUACGACCAAGGCCUCCACAAACUUGACACUAGAGCUUAGGUAGGCAUUUAUUAUCUACGUCAGGUACUGUGCGGCUAGGUGGACGGGUAGUAACGACAUCAUUCUGUGUGGGUAGGACACGGUCCCGGGAACAGCUAGUCGUUUCUCUUCUCCGCAGUCCGAAGAGGAAGUUUGUGCCAGCCUGCACAUCUAGCCCAAGUCCAGAAGACCGGGGAAAUCUCAAGCUUUUGCCGCCGGUGUUCCGUUACAGCACCGCAUUUGCCCGCAUAUUCAGUGCAGCUUCGGUGGUGAAAUGGGGUUAUGGAAAAGGGUUCAUAUUGGCCGACAG